UCCGUGUAUUUGGGUGUCGUAUAGGCCAGGGAUGUGAGUUAGGGGCGACAAUAAUGGGGAAUAACCGGGACCCCGGUGCUCUGGAGUGGACACAACGACUGGACGGUGAUCAUCAAGGGGGUUAACGUGAAGAUCAGCCAUCUCGAGAGUGUUUUACACAGAUUCGCGAGCCUUGAUGGAUUUUAUUGGGCUCAGUGAUCAAUUAAUUGUCACCGGAUACCAGAUAAAGCGCAUAUAAUCAUACUGGAUACGAUUUAUCCAUUUCCAUGGCGUUAUCAUCGACCCAGAGCCAAGCAGGUCACCUGGACCCAGGCCAGGACUAAAGCGGGCUCACAGGGUCUAAAGCGCUCGAUCUGUCGUGUUUCCGGCGAUGUCCGCGUCCUGCAUCGAUCUGCGCAGCGCGAUUUCAGCACCACCGCAGCUGGACAGCGACCGCAUGGACCGAGCGCUCGAUCCCAGCCGUCAAAGCUCGCCAGACUCCGCCGGGGAAUACCAGACCCUCACGCUGCUACACACCGCGCCCGGGGGGCUCGGCAUGGCUCUGGAGGAGGAGCUGGCCAUGCUUACCCGCGAACGGGAGGAGGAUCUGGAGGUAUCCGCCUCAGAGACACCUGUGAGCGGACAGGAUUCUGACCUACUGUCGCUCUUCGGCAAAGCUCUACUUGAACGGAACCAAGACCUCACAAAGCAAUAUGACAAAAUGACCAAGGAUUUAAACGACAAACUGGAGCUCCUGGAGCAGGAGAAGCACGAGCUGCGGCGGCGUCUGGAGAGUCGUGAGGGCGAGUGGGAAGGCCAGGUGGCCGAACUGGAGACAGAUGUGCAACACCUGCAGGGGGAGCUGGAGAGACAUCAGGUGCAGCUGCGUGAGGCCGACCGCGACAAGAGCCGAGCCAUCAGCGAGCUGUCAGAACAAAACCAUCGACUGCUGCAGCAGAUCAGCAGGGCCGCCGAGGUGGAGAAACAGUUGUCUACUCAGGUUCAUUCUUUACGGGAUGAUUUCAAAGAGAAAAGUCUCUCCACCAACCAGCACAUGACGCGCCUUGAGACCCUACAGGCCGAGAUAAAGAUGUUGUCAGAACGUAAGCAGGAACUGGAGCGACGCGUGAACGCCAUGCUGGAGGAGAACCAGCAGCUGCAGCACACGGUGGAAGACCUGAGAGAGCGAACGCUGCUGCUGGAGAAACAGUGUCACGAGAAGGACUUGCAGGUGAGCGACCAUCACACUGCAAAACAAACACACACAGAGGAGCUGGAGCAGGAGAGAGAGCAGCUCCGACUGCAGCUGUGGGAGGCUUACUGUCAGGUGCGCUCCAUCUGCUCCCAGCUGAGAGGAAAUGACAUCACAGACUCCGCCUUAUCCACAGACUCUUCCAUGGACGAGUCUUCGGAGACGCUGUCGGCUAAAGAUGUCCCCACGGGGAGUUUGCACGCUAAUCUUCUGGAGCUGCGCAGACUCACGCAAAACCUGCUGGACGGCAACGAAUCUACGAGUUCACGGCGCAGUGAGGAGGAGGUUCUGGAGGAGCAGGUGCGUAAAUUGAGCGAGGAGCUGCGAGAGCUUCGAGAACUGUACGAACAGGAGCAGGAAAAAACACACAACAGCCAGGAGGAGGUGCUACAGCUCCAUAACCAGGUGGCGUUGCUCUCGGUGGAAGUUUCUUCUUCAAGAGAGGAAAAUGAGCACUUGAGAGCGAUGGCAGAAGUACACGAGCCCAACGAACAGUUACAGAGCGCUAUACGAGAUAGAGAUGAAGCCAUUGCUAAGAAGAAAGCCGUGGAGAUGGAGCUGGCGAAGUGUAAGAUAGACAUCAUGUCUUUGAACAGUCAGCUGUUGGAUGCGAUACAGCAGAAACUCAACCUGUCUCAGCAGUUAGAAGCCUGGCAGGAUGAUAUGCACAGAGUUAUCGAUCAACAACUGAUGGAUAAACACCAGGAGGAGUGGAAAGAUCCUCCGUACUCCUUCAGCGGGUCGCGAGGAGGAGCUCCAUCCAGACGAGCGCAUCGCCUCUCGGACAGAGACAAGCGCCUCUUUUCAUUCUUCAAGAAGAACUGAGAUUAUCUGAAGACAUGGAGGAAGAGAGUGUGAGAACAGACGUGAGAGAAGGGUACAACAAUCGACAGAAAGAAAGUCAAAAUCACGAGAUCAGUGGUUCUCAACUGGUUUUGCUAAUCAAA
Sinocyclocheilus anshuiensis is the source of this 2178-nucleotide messenger RNA. RefSeq names its product bicaudal D-related protein 1-like. NCBI's taxonomy places the organism in Eukaryota, Metazoa, Chordata, Actinopteri, Cypriniformes, Cyprinidae. The transcript has 10 exons. The record is from RefSeq and is a predicted model, not a curated record. Bases 371 to 2056 code for a protein of 561 amino acids. Gene Ontology annotation, biological process: vesicle transport along microtubule; Golgi to secretory granule transport.